Phascolarctos cinereus (koala) is the source of this 816-nucleotide messenger RNA. RefSeq names its product S100 calcium binding protein A13 (gene S100A13). Gene Ontology annotation, cellular component: perinuclear region of cytoplasm. The record is from RefSeq and is a predicted model, not a curated record. Lineage: Eukaryota; Metazoa; Chordata; Mammalia; Diprotodontia; Phascolarctidae. Gene Ontology annotation, molecular function: calcium-dependent protein binding; calcium ion binding.
UUUUACUCCCUCCCCCAGGUCUGGGCUUUUUUUUUUUUUUUAAAAACAUUCCUUUCCCCACAUGCAUGCUAGCAAUCCACGGUGGGGUUCUUGGUUGUUCUUGAUGCCAAUUCAGCCGUGGCACGGAGCAGAAAGGGCAAGAAAGGAUAAAGUAGCGGGAAAGAAAAAGAGGGAAGGGGCAAAGAGGUGUAAGUUGGUUGUGCCGAAAUGUUGAUGAUGCGCUGAUGGGUGAGGAGGAGUGGGUGGGCGUGCCCUUUGCCGAAGUUCACCACGGGAAACUCUAUACCUCGGGAUAUACACAGAGGACUCUGUCUCCCCAGCUCCACCUCCUGGGCUUUUAUAAACCUCAGCCCAUCCCUACUUCUGCUUGAGGCAAAACCGGAGGCUUUAAGAUCCACAGUUAGUCCAAGAGCAAGCUUCCUCACCCCUAGCCUUCUCCAUGGCUGCUGAGCCACUGACAGAGUUGGAGGCGGCUAUUGAGACUGUGGUGAAAACCUUCUUCACCUUUGCUGGUCGGGAAGGAAAGAAAGGCAGCCUUAACGUCAAUGAAUUUAAAGAACUGGCCACUCAACAGCUGCCCCACCUCCUCAAGGGUGUGGGCUCCUUGGAUGAGAAGAUGAAGAGUCUGGAUGUGAAUCAGGAUUCUGAACUCAAGUUCCAUGAAUACUGGAGGCUUAUUGGGGAACUGGCCAAGGAGAUGAAGAAAGAGAAAGCAGCAGAGUUCCGGAAGAAGUUUUGGGGGGGAGGUUUGGGGGAGAGUAGGGGAAGGUGACGAGGUGACCCCUGUCCUCCUAAUAAAGUUGUCUUGAAAUACAA